Messenger RNA from Carlito syrichta (Philippine tarsier), 1182 nucleotides. RefSeq names its product radial spoke head 1 homolog (gene RSPH1). The record is from RefSeq and is a predicted model, not a curated record. The coding region runs from base 86 to 1018 and encodes 310 amino acids. Gene Ontology annotation, cellular component: motile cilium; nucleus. Gene Ontology annotation, biological process: spermatid development; axoneme assembly. NCBI's taxonomy places the organism in Eukaryota, Metazoa, Chordata, Mammalia, Primates, Tarsiidae. The transcript has 9 exons.
AUGACGACGUCGGACGCGGCGGUCGAGACGACUUGUGCCUACCUGCCAGAGACGCGGCGGCGGGAAUCAAGGCUAGGGCGAGACCAUGUCGGACCUGGGCUCGGAGGAGUUGGAGGAAGAGGGAGAGAAUGAUCUUGGGGAGUAUGAGGGAGAGCGGAAUGAGGCUGGCGAACGGCACGGACAUGGGAAAGCGAGGCUACCUAACGGGGACACCUACGAAGGGAGCUAUGAAUUUGGUAAAAGACACGGCCAGGGGAUCUACAAAUUUAAAAAUGGUGCUCGAUACAUCGGAGAAUAUGUUAAAAAUAAAAAACAUGGUCAAGGAACUUUUAUAUAUCCAGAUGGAUCAAGAUAUGAAGGCGAGUGGGCAGAUGACCUGAGGCACGGCCAUGGUGUGUACUACUACAUCAAUAAUGACACCUACACUGGAGAGUGGUUUGCUCACCAAAGGCACGGACAAGGCACCUAUUUCUAUGCAGAGACGGGCAGUAAGUAUGUUGGUACCUGGGUGAACGGACAACAGGAGGGCAUGGCCGAACUCAUUCACCUGAACCACAGGUACCAGGGCAAGUUCUUGAACAAAAAUCCUGUUGGCCCUGGAAAGUAUGUAUUUGACAUUGGAUGUGAGCAGCAUGGUGAAUAUCGUUUAACAGACACGGAAAGAGGAGAAGAGGAAGAGGAGGAGGAAGCAUUAGUAACUGUCAUUCCAAAAUGGAAAGCUACCAAAAUCACGGAGUUAGCCUUUUGGACACCAACCCUCCCUGAGGAACUGAUGCCCACAGAUAGACCUGGCCAAGAAGAGACUCCGGGAGCUGAGGGCAUAGGAGAAGUUGGGGAGGAAGCCCAGGGUCUGAUGGAGGGUUCCGAGGGCGACAUGGAGAUGCGGGCUGCAGAUGAAGACGCAUAUGGCCUCAAGGACGAGAGCCGGGAUAAUGGGCGAGAUGAAUUCCGCUCUGACGGCGACCUUGGAAAUACUAAUUUCGAAGAAGAAACUAGACAAUCAGACAUACAGGAUUAAGAUGAAGCCAGCAGGAAGAAUAGAAUACUGUUUCAUAAAAAUACUUCUGCCAGUUGGAGAGUUAAUAAUCUUUAGUGUAGAGGUAUUAAUCUUUCUCACUUAGUUGUGCAUUCAGUUGGUUUACAAUUGCAAAUAAAUCUCUUUAUUAUCUUUUGUUUCUAAAA